This is a messenger RNA of Lolium perenne, 1542 nucleotides long. Lineage: Eukaryota; Viridiplantae; Streptophyta; Magnoliopsida; Poales; Poaceae. The record is from RefSeq and is a predicted model, not a curated record.
AUGGACUGGGAGUGGGGCUUCGUUCCCCUCAGCUCCACCAAUCCUCCAACUCCUGAAGCAAAGGAGCGCUUUCCUCGCAUCGCGGCAGAGCAGCGAGGCCCUUGCCAGAAGCGGGAUCUGGACACGGUGGACCCGGAUCCAUACGUGCACUGGACCGAGCUCAAGAUGGGCGGCACCCACGCUUCGUGCCCCGAUGCUCCCUCAGCCAGCGCCAACCCACAGGUUGUGGAGCACGCUGUUCCUAUCCAAGCUGAGGUUGGCCAGGAGUUCCUGGAGAAGCUUGCCUCCCAGGGCAGGAAGAACAAGGCACCGGCACCAGAUGCCGGUUCGAGCCAGGCUCCUCCCGCCAAGCGCGCCCGACAAGAAGUUGUCGGCGGGAAGACGGUUUCUAAGAAGCACUACCGGAGGCGAGAGAUGCCGGUUGCUUCCGGGGCUGCGCUCAAGAUCUCCAAGAGCGCCACCGGCAUGAUGCCGGAAAGCUCUGAGGAAGCCGCGGGGACCUCACCUCCUCCUCAACCAAGCCGGUACCAUCUGGUGCCGGCAACUCUUCCGCCUCCCCUAUGGGAGGCACCACAAGUGCGGGGCGCGCGGCCCCUGAACCUUCAGAACACCGCGCGGAGGCGGAUAUUGUCUCCCCUCCAGAAACUCAAGAUAUCAGCGCCAGCAACACCGGCGCCACCACUGAGGAUGCCGGGAGGGUGGAGCCUUUGGCUCCUCCCGCCCCGAAGAAGAAGAAAAAGAAGAACACAACCUCCUCUCCCUCCAAGACCAUGCCGGAGCCUUCCGCUCCGGCAACCUCUAUUCCGGCAAAGGACGCCACAGAAGCUCCUGCGCCUCCCAAGGCUACACCGAAGCCCCCACCGGCUGCUUCUACCGGCGAGCCUGCCGCCGCCAAGACAAGAUCCCGCGGCGGCCAAGCCUACAGCUCCGGAGGGCGUCAAGCUCUCCAAGCCAAAAGCUGCCGCAAUGGCCUCCGGCCCGCAGUCCCUUGUACUGCAUGCCGGUCGCGCCGCUAUUGUGGCCGGGGAAACGGCUUCAGCUCAGCUGGCCCGGAUCACCGAGCUCACCCGCGGAGGAGCUGAGCUAGGGCAUCUUCUUGAUUACGCUGAGAAGUGGAAUCAAGCUGAUGAGUCCCCGGCGACGCGCGGCCUGGGGAAGGACAAGAUGCCGGUCAUCGAUCCCGCGGGCCCUCGAACUGUUCCGGAAGCCUCCAUCGAGGCCCUCAAAACUCAGCUCGCUAAUCUUCAAGCUGAAAAGGAGCAGCUCGUCCAGACGCACCGCAAAACUCUGGACGCCCAGAGGGUUGCCUUCGUGAAGCUGAAGGAGGAGCUGGUGCAGGCUGAGCUCCGGCAUGACCGGGAGCGGAAGGAGGCCAAGGCCGCAGCCGAGGCCAAGCUUGAUGAGACCCUGAAGGAGUGCGCUGAUUCUACCGCGGUGCUGCGGGCUGAGCUGGAGGAGGAGAGCGGGGCGCGGAAGGCGGCCCAAGGCCGGAUCGCCCUCCUGGAGGCGGAGCAGAAGGAGUACGACCGGUUGGUUGUGUAA